Sorex araneus (European shrew) is the source of this 489-nucleotide messenger RNA. Its product is annotated as 60S ribosomal protein L29-like. The record is from RefSeq and is a predicted model, not a curated record. Gene Ontology annotation, biological process: cytoplasmic translation. Lineage: Eukaryota; Metazoa; Chordata; Mammalia; Eulipotyphla; Soricidae. Gene Ontology annotation, cellular component: cytosolic large ribosomal subunit; ribosome. The transcript has a single exon. Gene Ontology annotation, molecular function: structural constituent of ribosome. Bases 1 to 489 code for a protein of 162 amino acids.
AUGGCCAACUCCAAGAACCACACCAUGCACAACCAGUCUCGAAAAUGGCACAGAAAUGGCAUUAAGAAUCCUCGGUCACAGCGAUAUGAGUCUCUUAAAGGGGUGGGCCCCAAAUUCCUAAGGAACAUGCGUUUUGCCAAGAAGCACAAGAAGGGCCUUAAGAAGAUGCAGGCCAACAAUGCUAAGGCCAUGAGUGCCUGUGCCGAGGCCAUCAAGGCCCUGGUGAAGCCCAAGCAGGCCAGACCCAUGAUCACAAAGAACAGCCGCAAGCUCAGUGGACUUGCGUAUAUUGCUCACCCCAGGCUUGGGAAAAAUUCUCAUGCCCCAAUUGCCAAGGGUCUCAGGCUUUGCCGGCCAAAAACCAAGCUUGAAACCAAGGAUCCAACCAAGGCUAAAGCCAAGGCUCAAAUGAAGGCUAAAGCCAAGCCCCAGAGUAAGACCCGGAUGGCUGCAGCUCCAGCACUGGCUCAAGCUUCCAAAUGUGCCUAG